Molecule: messenger RNA, 1155 nt
Organism: Manacus vitellinus (golden-collared manakin)
Lineage: Eukaryota; Metazoa; Chordata; Aves; Passeriformes; Pipridae
Gene: LYRM7
Product: LYR motif containing 7
Exons: 6
Coding region: 148-603 (151 amino acids)
Biological process (GO): mitochondrial respiratory chain complex III assembly
Source: RefSeq, a predicted model, not a curated record
CACACACACCUUCUGUGCUCACGGGAGUUCUCCGGGCGGGUUGGAGCUCUGUGGCGUGUGUAGGAGUCGAGAGAGAUAAGGCUGUCAGGACGAGGAGGACUAGGGGAGAGGAAGGGAGGGGUUUUCACACCAAGGCCGCUGUGGGAAAUGGAAUCGAGGCAGAAUAAGCGGAGGUUAAAAUGCAUGGAAAGCGCGACUCGUGAGGUGAAGUUUUUGUUUGCUGACCUGGCAGUUGUAUUUAAGGGAAAGACUUUGCCUUGUGUUGGUUCUGCCACACCACCUCUACAAAAUUAUGCCCAGGUUUUGAAGCUUUUUAAGUUGUUACACCGAACACGGCAAGAAGUUUUUAAAAAUGAUACCAGAGCCCUUGAAGCUGCAAGACAAAAGAUAAAUGAAGAAUUCAGAAAUAACAAAGACGAGACAUCUGAGGAGAAGAUAAAUGAGCUUCUGAAAAUAGCUUCAGAUGUUGAAGUGAUUCUCAGAACUUCCGUUAUUCAGGCAGUUCAUACAGAUUCUGACAAAAUAGUGCUCAUAACCAGGAAAGAUCUUCUACAAGACAACACUCCUUACUUAGAUAAACCAACAAAAAAGCAAGAAUCCUGAGGAAAAUAUGUCCCUCUCCCCAGAAAGUUAAUAUCCUGUAAUGACAUCUCUGAAAACCAACCAACAGUGUAUCCUUGUUUUAAAGCUAAUUUUAACUGGAAACAGUUAAGUGUUUUUACCAGGAAAACAGAGACUGAAGUCAACUCAUCGUUUUUAUUGAGUGCUGUGAUAUCAUCAUUCACUUCUUCUGUGGGAUAUACUAAUAUUUCUACAGGACUUAAAAGUACACUGCUGAAUUGUGUUACUUCAGCCAGGAAGGUUUCUGAUUAUGACAGCUGUCAGACAGAGAUUGUUUCCCAGCAAUCCAGAGUUUGUCAAAGCUAAAUAAAAAUUAAAUGCUGUUCUUAGUCCUGAUAGUAUUUAUUUGUUAAGUUUCUUGUUAAUCAUAGGCUGCUAUGAAGUAAUGAAAAAACAUCUUGUGGCACUUGCCGUAAAAUUUAUGCUUUGCACCAAAAGCAUGGUUUCUGAAGUGGUCAUUAAUUGUACACUGAUAUACUGAGAUUCCUGAGAGAGUUCUUAAGGGUUAUCUGAAUAAAUUAUUUUUAUUUUACA